Messenger RNA from Penaeus indicus, 1401 nucleotides. RefSeq names its product fibrinogen C domain-containing protein 1-like. The transcript is spliced from 4 exons. The record is from RefSeq and is a predicted model, not a curated record. NCBI's taxonomy places the organism in Eukaryota, Metazoa, Arthropoda, Malacostraca, Decapoda, Penaeidae. The coding region runs from base 1 to 1401 and encodes 466 amino acids.
AUGGACAACAUCGCCCACCUGGUGAUGUCGCUCCAGCAGGAGAUGGGCGACAUCAGGAAGGAGGUGAGGAACAGGAUGGACACCAUGAAGUACGAGCUCACCUGCGAGAUCCGGAACCUGAAGGAGGCGCUGAUGAAGGAGAGGGAGGCCAUGAGCGGCAAGGUGGACAGCGUGUCCCAGGGCAUGGAGGACUUCAAGAAGCGCCUCAAAAGGGGCUUGCGAGGCAUAGGUUCGCAGAACGAAAACAUCGCCAACGAACUGCGCUCGCAGAAGGCUGAGCUGUAUGCCGUCAGGAACAGCGUAUAUGACUCGCGAGAAGAAACUCUGACGAAGGGCAACUUCAUCAUGAAGAAGGUCAACGACACCAAUACCACGCUCGUCUCGCACCUGGACGACCUGCGCGUCAAGCUGUACAAGAUCAACCACAACCUGGCGCUGAUCUCCGGGGAGCACCAGCAGCUGAUGGAGGUGGUGCGGCGCAACAACCAGCAGCAGCCCAAGACCUACAACAGCGAAGACUACAGCGACAGGGUGCUCCCCGGCUGCACCUACACGCCCUUGGACACCCAGGAUUUUGCGAACGUCCUCAACCGGACCUACAUGAAUGACUCCUACAGCGGCAGUUUGGGGGGGCUGGACGAGGACGAGAAGGCGUGGGAGCCCGGAAGCACCGACGACCACCAGCUCUUCCCGACGAUGCCCGAGGAUUGCAAGGACGACAAGAAGAAGUACCUGGAGUACCCUCCGAUGCCGCGCGACUGCAAGGACGUCUUCGAUCUCGGCUUCAUGGAGGACGGGAUUUACCGCAUCCAGCCGCCGAGCCUCUCGUCCAGAGAAGUGUACUGCGACCACCAUACCGCAGGCGGCGGCUGGACGGUCAUGGUGGCGCGCCGCAAACUGCCCAGACACAUCUCCUUCAACCGCACUUGGCACGAAUACGAAGUGGGCUUCGGCGACCCCAGCAAAGAGUACUGGAUCGGUCUGAAGGCCCUCCACGCCCUUACGCGGGGCCGCCCACACCAACUGCGGGCGGACAUGGAGGACUGGGAAGGAAACACAGCCUGGGCCGCCUACUCCUUUUUCUCGGUGAGCGGAGAGGAAGACAAGUACAGGCUGAGGAUAUCCGGUUACUCAGGCACAGCAGGAGAUAGCUUACGGCACUCGCACCUUCAGAUGUUCUCCACCAUUGACAGCGACAACGAUCAGGAGAAUUGGGGGAGCUGCGCCCGCGGACGAGGGGGCGGCGGAUGGUGGUGGGGGCGCUGCGCCUGCACUCAGCCUACAGGUCAGUACCGCAGAGGAAGGUAUCAAGGACCUGAGCGCGGCGUCACCUGGUGGCACUGGAAGGACUCCAACUAUUCCCUAAAAACCCUCAUCCUUAAAAUAAGGCCUUUGGAGUAA